Molecule: messenger RNA, 1426 nt
Organism: Durio zibethinus
Lineage: Eukaryota; Viridiplantae; Streptophyta; Magnoliopsida; Malvales; Malvaceae
Product: BAG family molecular chaperone regulator 4
Biological process (GO): protein stabilization
Cellular component (GO): cytoplasm
Molecular function (GO): adenyl-nucleotide exchange factor activity; protein-folding chaperone binding
Source: RefSeq, a predicted model, not a curated record
ACGUUUGGGCCUAGUCACAUCAAUUCCAGCCGACUGAGCUCUAGUGGUCAUUUUAUCCCAGACGGAAACACGGACCAACCGACAAACCGUUGCGUUACCAUUCACCGCGAUCUCUGGAGACGGCAUAUCCUCCUCCCUCAGUUGCUUUUCGUUUUGCUGGGUAGUUCAAUGAUCAAAUAUUUUUGGAACUGUUAAAAAAAUUUUUCGUAACGCUUUCUCCAAAUGAAAAAUCCCAACGCCAAAAGCGAAGAAACCGAUUGGGAGGUGAGGCCAGGGGGCAUGCUGGUCCAGCGGAGAGACGACCAGGAAGAUGAUGACGAUGAUCUUCAUCACAAACACAAUCACGAAACUUCUGCUGCUUCCUCUGGCGGGCCAAUUAUCAAAAUCAACGUCGCUCAUGGCCCGGCCCAGCACGAGCUCUUUGUCCCCGCCCAUUCUACUUUCGGGGAAUUGAAGAUGGAAAUUGCUCAAAAAACUGGUUUGGAAUGUGAUAAACAAAGAGUAUUGUUUAGAGGCAAAGAGAAAGAGGACAAGGAGCAUUUGAACUCUGCUGGUGUGAAGGAUAAAUCGAAGGUUUUACUUCUUGAAAAUCCUGCAAGCAAAGAGAAGAACGUUGAGGAAAUGAUGAGUAGCAAAGAGAAGGUUGAAGAGACGACAGAUAGCAAAGAGAAUAAGGUUGAAGAGAUGAAGGAAACUAAAGAAAUGUCAACGGCUUUUGCAGCAGUUGCUGGAGUCAGAAAAGAGGUUGACAAGCUUUCUGAAAGAGUGGCUGCAUUAGAAGUGGCUGUGAACAGUGGGACAAAGGUUGCAGCUGAGGAAUUUGAUGUAUCGGCAGAGUUACUCAUGAGAGAGCUGCUGAAAUUGGAUGGGAUUGAGGCCGAAGGAGAAGCAAAGUUACAGAGGAAGGCUGAGGUGCGUCGUGUCCAAAACUUCCACGAGACACUGGACAAAUUGAAGGCAAGAAAUUCCAAUCCUUUUAGCAACAGUAGCAAAGCUGUGUCCGUGACAACAAAAUGGGAGACAUUUGACUCUGGAAUGGGAAGUUUAACUGCCCCUUCACCUAUGUCAUCUUCAACAGACAUUAAGCAGGAUUGGGAACAGUUUGAUUAGUUAAUAUUUGCCCCAUUAUUUGGCCUAUAAUAAAACUUAUCUGUGGAACAUAAUAUAUAUGUAUCAUGCAGGGCUCCUUUGUAAUGGUUUUUGGUUGCGGCAUUUACUUUUCAAGCCAAGGGAAAUUAUCUUUUGCUUGAAAGACAACUGGAUUCUUAAUGGUUGGGAUAUAAUAUAAUAUUUAAAUUGCAUGGUUUUAUAAUGUAUUAUUGCCUUAAGAAUUAUUCCAUUAUUGACAGUCACGCUGUUAACUAGACUCUAAUACCAUUUUCAAAGUAUCUUGGAGAUACUCAGUUUUCAUGUGGAGAAUUUUGCA